AUGUCAAAUAAUUUAGCCGCUUUUUUCGCAGAUAGAAGCAGGUCCCCACUCAGUGGCAGCUCUUCACCUUUACAACGUAAUGAUAUCGAUGAUGAAGAUAUGGGACCCUCCAUAUCAAUGGCUGUUACAGCAGACAAUGACGACGCCUUCGAAAAGGGUUCGUUUAAUUUGAAAAGAACAAGAUCAAUGGGAUUACUAAACAAAUUUAUCGACCCUACUAAAAAACUAUUAGAAUCGGAUCAGAAUCAAGAUUUGACAAGUGGUGACAAUUCUAAUACUAGCAAUAAUUAUAACAUCAAUACUUCUAAUUCAAUAACAAAGGAUAGUACAAAUGCAGGAAUACAAGAUAUAAAUACAAAUACCACUACAAUUACAACAAAUACAUCGAAUACACACACUACAAGUUUAUUGAAUGAAAAAACAGAAAACGAAAAUCCAAUGAUUAAUGAUAAUACUAAUGAUAUGUAUAAUAAUGAGAAUGACGAGUCUGAUGAAUAUGAUGCAUAUGACGAAGACGAUUACGAUGAUGAUGACGAAGAUGUUGAAAUGAAUGAUUUAGUAAGAUUUUCCCAUUCUGCUUCAGUUUCCCCUCCCGCAGCUGAUAAUGAUAAUUUAUUGAUUCCGCAAGAUGAUAAUGACGUCAUGAGAGAACCACAGACUCAUGUAGACUAUUUAUCUCAUCACUGGAAUGAAUCGGAAAUUUCAAACUCUUGGAAAUAUAUCAUUCUUAAGAAAAAGAAAAGAGAUGUCAUUGAUUCAGUAAAUUCUGCAAGAUUAGAAAAUGCAUCAUGGAGAACCUGGGCAAAAGCAAGAAAUAACUUGAAAACUGUAUCGCCAGAGAUAGUUAACUGGUCAAAGGAUUCUGAUGUCACUUGGCUAUACGGCCCAGUUGUAAGUGAAUCAUCUCAAGAAAAUUUAGACGAUCCAAUGAGCGGUGGUAAUCAACUUCCAGAUAAUGCUAAUAUACAGUUAGGUUACGGUUCAGAUGAUGAAACUUCUAAAAGAUUAACAACUAUUUCCACUAAAAAUAAAGCUACCAACCAAUUUGUUCCAAAACCAAUUUUAAAGAAACGUACAGUGACAGAAAUUAUAGAAGAAAACUCCCAAUGGAGAUUAAAUGAAGUAAGAAGACAUAUGAGUGAAAUGAGACAUGCAAAUGUAGUUAUGGAUCCGUACGGAUAUUCAAGAAAUGUACAUACUGAUGAAUACAAUGACUACAAAGCUCUAGCAGGCAAAAUCAAUGCUCAAUAUUAUUCACAUAGACGUCCAGAUAAUUCACAACAAAUAGGGGGUAAUUCAAAUGACACGAAUGAAAAUGAUGUUUCAAAUGUAAAUUUUGCCACUGGACAAUCCUUAAUCUCAAAUAGUGCUGAAAAUUUAAGCGACAAGGGUGUUUAUCCAGUUAAAAGCAAAAGUAAUUCCUCAAUGUCAUCGAACAGCUCAACAUCUAUUCUACUAAAUGAUGAUGUUAUUCAAAUAAGGAGUGAGACAGAAAUUAAACCUCCAUUAUUAUCCAUUUUAGCUAAUGGUAAUGGAACCUCAAGAUCAAAUAAAUCAGGAGUUAAUAGACAUAUUCAUUUUAAUGACAGAGUUGAGCAGUGUAUGGCAAUUAAGUAUCAGAAAACUGAUACUAUUUCAUCAGUAGAUGGUUCCUCCGAUGAAGAUUCAAAGGAUCUGCGACGUUAUGGGCAAGGGGGUUAUCUAUCAAGUGACAGUAAUGAUUUUUAUAAUCAAUCUGAUAGUGAAAGUAACUCUGGAAAUUCCUUAGCCUCUUCUGAUGACGAAAAUGAUGGAGGUGGUUUAUUCAUUAGUGCAAGGUUUUCAAGAAGACUAGAUUCAAGUAUACACUCUCCUGUUACAGACACUUCGUCCUUAGGGUCCACCAGUACUGGUAGAUCAUUGCAUCCUAUUAUCAAGUUGCUACCGGCAACAACCUUAAAUUAUGGAUCCGAUGAAGAAUCCGAAAAUAGCGAUUAUGAUAGUUAUGGUAAUGCUGUAUCUCACAACGUGAAUACCUACAGAGGUUACGAUUACAUGUAUGAUUACAAUUCUGUUUACACUGGUGAUACUUCUAAUUUCUUACCUGUUGAUCAUGCUGGAAUAGAGGACAUCCCAGAAGGAAUCGACUUACAAACUUCAAUGGAAGAUGAUGGUCAAGGCUAUGACUAUUCUCAAAUGAUGAUUCCUCCUAAAGUUGAUCAUCAAGUUUUGAGCGCGCCACAAAGUUAUGAUGUAGAUGAAUUUAUGUAUGAUGACAAUAAUUCAGUAUAUUCAGCGACUGACAGCGAUGAACAAUUUAUUGAACACUCCCACGAUCAAAGCAGCGGAGAUAACGAUGAAGAAUCAGCCGAUGAAGAGCAUGAUUAUAAUGGCCUAGAAUUAAAGCGAACUUUAUCAUUAGGUAAGACAAGCUCAUCGAAUUCAUUGAAGGAACUAGCAAGUAGGGGCUCUACCUCCUCACUAGUAAGUUUAGGGGCUACUCAUAGUUUUAUAACAGGUAAGGUUUUGACUCCUCAUAAUAGCAAUCCUCCUGACUUCAUUAAUCAUCAGCCUUCAAAUCAAAGUAUCAGCCAACGUAAGCCAUCCACGAACAAUUUUAUAUUUGAUUCAGAUACUGAGGACGAAGAUAGUACUGACAUACAUAACGAAAGUACACCUUCCCUGGUAACUAAUUGUUCAGUUAAUCCUACCACAAGUUCUGUUCUUAAACCAUCGCAUAUUUCAGGAUUUAAACAACCAGAGGUUUUGAAAUCGUUUCGAAUCCCAAGUAGCACAUCUUCACAAGCAGAAGUAGGAUCUAGCGAUGUAGCUAUAAAUGGAUAUUUUUCGCCAAGGAACGACUCAUUAAAAUCGGUGGUCUCAAAAAAGGGAUUGAUUGAAAGGACAUCAUCUAACGAUUCGCAGUGA
Molecule: messenger RNA, 2907 nt
Organism: Vanderwaltozyma polyspora DSM 70294
Lineage: Eukaryota; Fungi; Ascomycota; Saccharomycetes; Saccharomycetales; Saccharomycetaceae
Gene: REG1
Product: protein phosphatase regulator REG1
Exons: 1
Coding region: 1-2907 (968 amino acids)
Biological process (GO): cellular response to glucose starvation; protein catabolic process in the vacuole
Source: RefSeq, a predicted model, not a curated record